Psilocybe cubensis is the source of this 870-nucleotide messenger RNA. RefSeq lists its product as uncharacterized. The transcript is spliced from 8 exons. Lineage: Eukaryota; Fungi; Basidiomycota; Agaricomycetes; Agaricales; Agrocybaceae. The coding region runs from base 1 to 870 and encodes 289 amino acids. The record is from RefSeq and is a predicted model, not a curated record.
AUGCCUGCUGCACCUCUUGUUUGGCUCAUCACCGGAUGCUCGUCUGGAAUAGGUCGAGCGCUUGCGAUUGCGGCCAUCAAGCGAGGCGAUCUUGUCAUAGCCACUACACGUGCAAAGUCAUUCGACACCAUCAGGAACUUGACGGAAAUUGGGGCGCACAUAAUGGAACUCGACGUUACGGCGAGUUUAGAUCAUUUGAAGGAAGUUGCAGCGGAAGCGGUCAAGGUCUAUGGCCGUGUGGACGUCGUCAUGAAUAACGCUGGGUUUGCCUUGCGUGGAAGCUUGGAAGAAACAUCACACGAGGACUCAUUGGCACAGUUCAAUACAAACCUAUUUGGUGCACUUAACGUCUCUCGCACUUUCCUUCCCCAUAUGCGUGAGCGAGGCACCGGCACCAUCUGCUUUAUCGGAUCCUGCUUUGGAUGGGCUCCCUUCCCCUUUACUGGACUAUACAACGCGAGCAAGUUUGCUCUUCGAGGAAUGGCGGAUACAUUAAACCAAGAGAUCUCCCAGUUUGGACUUCGCAGCAUCUGUUUUGAUUCUGGGUGCUUCCGUACACAGAUUAUAGAUCACAUUGCCCCGAUAGUUUCAAACAUUGAUGCUUACAAUGAAGCAGGGCAUAGCAAUAACACUUUACUAUUUUCCCUUAACGGAAAACAGAAGGGUGACCCAGAGCGAGGGGUGAACGUCAUUAUUGACGUAGUCAAGAGGGAAGGACUGGCGGCGGUACUGAGCGACGAUGAAAUUCCGUCUGGGUUUGCACUCGGGCAAGACUGCUAUAACGCGGUGAAGGAAGAAUGCGAGAAAACUUUGGCUAGGCUGGAGAAAUGGAAAGCACUGACAUUCAGCACCGAUUAUCCUGAUAAUUAG